AUGUUCUUUACCUCAGUUGAUUACAAGAAUCCUUUCAUAAUAAUUGCAAUGUUUUAUCUUAUUGUUUUCCCUUUCAAUAGAGCAGUGCUUCGGGCAAUGGCCAUACUAAUUGCAAAACAAGAACAGCACAACAUGGCUGUAAUGUCGAGAAGCCUUAGACCAAGGACAUCACGCAGGAGAAAGCUUAUUAUUUUCUCGGAGGACGAAGAAGAAGAAGAUGAAGAAACCGUAAAAUUACUGCCCACAAAACCCGAAAACUCACCUGAUCCGUCCCCAAAGAAGAAAAGAAGCCUGACCAUGAAAAGACUCUCGAAAAUUCAGAAUUGUGAGGACAAUAUUGUCCCCUUAAAGAACAGACGGCACCCUCUUUAUUCUUGCAAAUUAUUAGAUUAUGGUAACUCAGAUGAGGAGCCUGAAGGUCACUAUGGGUCGCUGAAAAAGUUACUGAAGAAAACAGAAGGCCCGUCAAAACGGAAAAGGACUUCUCGGGAGGUAGUAAACGUAUCCUCCGGAAAAAGUGUACCUGGGUCAAGUCGCAAGAGAACGAAUGAGAAAAAGGCCUGUGAAAAUAAAGUUAAUGGGAGAAAAGGAGAAAGCGAGAGCGAUGAAGAGUGGGACGAAAGCAAGGAGCGGUGGAUGGGUGUAUCAAACGGAAAUAGCAAACAAGUCCAGAAUGAGGAUAAUCGGAGAAGUUUGAAAAGGUGCAGGUCCUCUUCCAAUAAGUUUAUGGAGACGAAUUUCAUGUUGUACGACUGGGUGGACGAUGAAGAGGACCUCAUUUCAUAUAUUGACAUGAAUUUAGGAGGAAGUGAAUCUGUCAGUGUCCAAACUCAUGAUGCUAAUAUGGAGAAAGCAAAUGAUAGUCUAGAGGUCACGAGAAGGAAUUCCGACGAUUUUCAGAACAAUUCCUCGUCUGAUUUAUCAUCAUCAUCAUCAACAUCCUCAACCUCAAGCUCCACCCUGAAAUAUACUGUAUCCACUUCUAAAAUUGAUAGGAAAAAGAAUCGGAGAUUAUUAGCUGUGAACACAAAGAAGCAGAUGAAGGAGAGCGUGAAAUGCCAUCAAUGUUGGAGAUCAGAUAGAAGAAUUGUAGUUCCAUGCUCAGAGUGCAAUGAAAAAUUUUACUGUGUGACGUGUAUUAAGCAAUGGUAUUCCACAUUAACAGAAGAGGAAAUCUCUGAGGUGUGCCCAUACUGCCGUGGGAUAUGCAACUGCAAUGUGUGCUUGCAUUCACCUUCCACCCUGAAGACAUCAAAAAGAGAUGUCGAAGACAACGAAAAGAUUCGACAUCUGCAUUACCUCAUCAGAAAAGUUCUACCACACCUGGAGAGCAUUAAUCAAGAGCAAAUUGAAGAGAUCAAAAUAGAGGCUACAAUUCGGAAUGUCCCAUUAUCUUCAAUCAAAGUAAAACGCGCGGCUUGCUAUAAUGAAGAGCGUGUGUAUUGCAACCACUGCUCGACCUCGAUAGUUGAUCUUCAUAGGAGUUGUCCAAACUGCUCGUAUGAGCUCUGCAUCAGAUGUUCUCGUGAGAUUUAUGCUGGUCAGAUUCCUGGUGGGCCCAACAAUGAAAUUCAUUAUUAUGUGGACAAAGGCUAUGACUACAUGCAUGGUGGGGACCCAUUACCAGAAUCUAGCCAUGCAGAGACAGCUGAAAGAAAUCCAAAAACGCCAUUCAAUUGGGUUAUCAAACAAGGGUACAUUGUUUGUCCUCCCAAAGAAAUGGGUGGGUGUGGGGUGCAAGAACUAGAGCUCAAAUGUCUCCUUCCGGAAGACUGGAUCUCGGAUUUGGUCAUACGGACUGAGAAAGUCAUGAGUAGGUGUGAUGAAACUCUUAUGAGUGCUUCCCAGCCUGUAAACUGCAGUAGAGACCCCGAGAGAUCGUGCAAAGCGGCUUUUAGAGAAGAAUCUGGUGAUAAUAACUUGUGCUGCCCAUAUGCAGAGGAUAUAUUGAACGAGGAUGGGCUUCUGCAUUUUCGCAGGCACUGGGCUCGAGGGGAGCCCAUGAUUGUUAGAAAUGCUCUUGACCAAUCGAGCGGGUUGAGUUGGGAGCCAAUGGUCAUGUGGCGUGCGUUAUCUGAGCACACAGAUGAAAAUAUGAGUUCAAGGAUCUCGGGUGUGAAGGCCAUUGACUGCCUGGCUGGUUGUGAGGUUGAGAUUUGUACGCGUAAAUUCUUCAAAGGAUAUACAGACGGCCGACGAUAUGCAAACUUCUGGCCUGAGAUGCUCAAACUCAAGGAUUGGCCUCCGUCCGACAAAUUUGAGGAUUUAUUGCCCCGCCAUUGUGACGAGUUCAUCCGUGCUUUGCCAUUUCAAGAGUACACUGACACGAGGGGCGGGCUCCUCAACCUUGCCGUGAAAUUGCCAGCAAAUGUUAUAAAGCCUGAUAUGGGCCCGAAAACAUAUAUUGCCUAUGGCUUUGCGGAGGAGCUGGGGAGAGGGGAUUCUGUGACUAAGCUCCACUGUGACAUGUCGGAUGCGGUCAACAUUUUGACGCACACAGCUGAAGUAGCUGUCAGUGAAGAGCAAUACCAAGCAAUCGAAUCAUUGAAAGAGAAGCACAAAGCUCAGGAUGAACGAGAAAGUGGGGCACAAAUAAAAUAUGAAAAUUCUUGCAAUGAUAGAGCAAAGAAAAAUGAGCAACAAGAAGACAGACAGCCAUUAGAGAACAGAGGUGGCGCUCUGUGGGACAUCUUUAGGCGGGAAGAUGUCCCGAAAUUGAAAGAAUAUCUAAUCAAACAUUCAAAAGCAUUUAGGCACACUUAUUGCUGUCCAGUUGAACAGGUCAUUCACCCAAUCCAUGACCAGACCUUCUACCUGAAUUCAGAACAUAAAGCUAAGCUCAAGGAAGAAUUUGGCAUAGAACCAUGGACAUUUGAGCAGAAGCUUGGAGAGGCAGUUUUCAUACCUGCUGGCUGCCCACACCAAGUGAGAAAUCUAAAGUCAUGUACCAAAGUUGCCUCAGACUUUGUCUCUCCUGAAAACUUAGACGAAUGCCUUAGACUAACCGAGGAAUUCAGAAAGCUACCAAGAGACCAUAAAGCCAGAGAGGAUAAAUUAGAGGUCAAGAAGAUGAUCCUUCAUGCUGUCAAUCAAGCACUUGAUGAUCUGGAAAAGCUGGUUGCAGGUCCUGCAGAUUCAGAACUAUAGUUACAUCACCAUCAGGAAUUUAAUUUUGCCAUAUACUCAAAUUGUGAGUAGGUUAGCAUAUAUAGAAUAAAGCUUUUGUACUGUUUUUGUUCGUGGCAGCUGCCUGGUGUCGACCAAUCACGUUACACUCCCCAUAUCUAAUAGAACUUGCCGGGAGAAAUGUGGUGGAAUGAAAUUCUGGAGAAAAAAAUGUGUCAGAAAGAAACAAUAACUUAUAACAUUGUUUUCAGUACAUGUUAUGAUCUUUUCUCAAUAUUUGGGGAAAAUAUACAGAUUCAUUCUGUUACAUGGAAUUUGCAGGUUAGCCAACUAGUCUGAACCAAAUCCACAGAUUUGGAAGGUGAAGGUUUGAUAAGUUGAUGCUAAAUGAAUACUACUCUGAUAAAUUCUUGCUUUAAAUGAUCAAAACUCACAAGCUAAUAUAUGCUUCCCAAUUAUAUAGUUGGGCUCGAAGAAUAGAAUUAAGAGAGUAUCACUAAAUGUUGAGAACUAAUCAACUCUAUUGUUAACUGGACUCUAAGACCUAAAAGAUGAAAAUUGGUUACAUCGUUCAAUUCUUUCUAAAUAAGAAUGAUGAAGACUUAUUAAACUAUAUACUUUACAAGUACAAAAUUUCACAUACAAAUAUAUACUUAUUAAUUGCAAAUUUGUAUAAAUAUCAAUUCAUGUCAUUGUUUUUACAAAAAUGCCACUAUUGGUCGUAAUAACAAGUGUCCUUUUUUGUUGGUUUAGUGAUACAAUACAAAAGAUUGUACUUUUUAAAGAACAAGAACAAAGGUGUCACUUUUGCAAAAGUAAGGAAUAAAAUACACAUGGAACGAACUCACAAAUAUGGAGGAACGAACAGAGGCAUUUACCUUCACAAUUUGAAAAAACGUUGAGCAUGCUGAUCCUAUUUCGCAGGAGUAUUUCCCUUUUGCCCAUUUUGGAAUAUGAUCUUCAAUAUCCAAUUGAAUUGGGAAGGUUUUUCUCCAUUCCAUAUUUUAGAUAUGAUUUACAGUGCACAGAAAAUCGAUUUGGUUGGUUGUAAGGAUUAUGUCGAAACUCACAAACCAAAAAUAUAGGCUCGAACUGCCGGUUGAACCGGCCAGUUCGCUGGCUGGCCGGACCGCCGGCUCGGGCUGAACCGGGCGGUCGGGUGCUGGCUCGGACUGACCGGGCUCGGUCCCGCACCGGGCCUGCUGGUGCCCGGGUGCGGCGCUGGGCACGCUGGGUGCGACCGGGCGCGGGCUGGCACGACCCUGGCGUUGGUCGUGCCUCUCGGGUGUUGCUGGGCACGGUCGAGGCUUGCUUGACGCGCUGGCGUGCGGCCUGUUGGAAUUGACUGAGAUUUUUUUAUGCUUCUAGGUACUCUCACUCUCUUUUCUUUGUCCAAUUCCGUCGUACCGAACAAGAAACGGACGAGCAAGAAACAAAAGCGCCAGAAAGCACCAAGCAACCCAUCACUUCAUUUGCCCACACCUACAAAACAAUGAGAAACAAUUAACUUAAAUGAACCNGACAAACCCAAAGAAUUUUUAGGUGAAAUCCUUUGAGUUUGUCCCAAAGCCCUUUCUCAAUCUCUUCUUUCACCCACAAAAUUUGAUGGUUUUGUUUUUCUUCUUUUGUCU
Molecule: messenger RNA, 4757 nt
Organism: Striga asiatica
Lineage: Eukaryota; Viridiplantae; Streptophyta; Magnoliopsida; Lamiales; Orobanchaceae
Source: the annotation of a GenBank genome assembly